Myotis myotis is the source of this 2685-nucleotide messenger RNA. It is a transcript of the gene PDE4A, whose product is annotated as phosphodiesterase 4A. NCBI's taxonomy places the organism in Eukaryota, Metazoa, Chordata, Mammalia, Chiroptera, Vespertilionidae. Gene Ontology annotation, molecular function: 3',5'-cyclic-AMP phosphodiesterase activity. Gene Ontology annotation, biological process: signal transduction. The transcript is spliced from 16 exons. Gene Ontology annotation, cellular component: perinuclear region of cytoplasm; cytosol; nucleus. The coding region runs from base 1 to 2649 and encodes 882 amino acids. The record is from RefSeq and is a predicted model, not a curated record.
AUGGAGCCCCCGGCCGUCUCCUCGGAGAGGAGCCUGUCUUUGUCGCUGCCCGGGCCCCGGGAGGGUCAGGCCACCCUGAAGCCGCCUCCCCAGCACCUGUGGCGGCAGCCGCGAACCCCUAUCCGUAUCCAGCAACGCGGCUACUCGGACAGCGCGGAGCGCGCAGAGCCGGAGCGGCCACCACACCGACCCAUAGAGCGCGCCGACGCCGUGGACACUGGCGACCGGCCAGGCUUGCGCACGUCUCGCAUGUCCUGGCCCUCGUCUUUCCACGGCACCGGCAGCAGUGGCGCGGGCGGAGGCAGCUGCAGGCGGCGCCUCCGGCUUCUCCGAAGCGUCCAGGAUUUCGGCCGCCAGGCGUGGGCUGGCUUCGAGGCGGAGAAUGGGCCUGCACCGUCCCCCGGCCGCAGCCCGCUGGACUCGCAGGCGAGCCCGGGCCUGGUGCUGCACGCCGGGGUGGCCGCCAGCCAGCGCCGCGAAUCUUUCCUCUACCGCUCCGACAGCGACUAUGACAUGUCGCCCAAGACCAUGUCCCGGAACUCUUCAGUCACCAGCGAGGCGUAUGCUGAGGACCUCAUCGUGACGCCAUUUGCCCAGGUGCUGGCCAGUCUCCGGAGUGUUCGCAGCAACUUCUCACUGCUGACCAACGUGCCCAUUCCCAGCAACAAGCGAUCCCCACUGAGUGGCCCAACCCCAGUCUGCAAGGCCACACUGUCAGAGGAGACAUGUCAGCAGUUGGCCCGCGAGACGUUGGAGGAGCUGGACUGGUGUCUGGAGCAGCUAGAGACCAUGCAGACCUACCGCUCAGUCAGCGAGAUGGCGUCCCACAAGUUCAAGAGGAUGCUAAACCGGGAGCUCACACACCUGUCAGAGAUGAGCAGGUCAGGAAACCAGGUCUCUGAGUACAUCUCCUCCACGUUCCUGGACAAGCAGAAUGAAGUGGAGAUCCCAUCGCCCAUGAUGAGGGAUGGAGAAAGGGCACCUCGGCCGAGACCCUCCCAGCAGCCCCCACCCGCGGAGCCACAGUUCCAGCCUAUGUCUCAGAUCACGGGGGUGAAGAAGAUGACGCACAGCAGCAGCCUGACUGACGCCAGCAUACCCCGCUUUGGGGUGAAGACAGACCAAGAGGAGCUCCUGGCCCAAGAGCUGGAGGACCUGAACAAGUGGGGCCUGAACAUCUUCCACGUGUCAGAUUAUGCCAGGGGCCGCUCCCUCAGCUGCAUCAUGUACACCAUAUUCCAGGAACGGGGCCUCCUGAAGAAGUUCCACAUCCCGGUGGACACGAUGGUGACAUACAUGCUGACUCUGGAGGACCACUACCACCAGGAUGUGGCCUACCACAACAGCCUGCACGCCGCCGAUGUGCUCCAGUCCACCCACGUGCUGCUGGCCACACCUGCGCUGGACGCUGUAUUCACAGACCUGGAGAUCCUCGCAGCCCUCUUCGCGGCUGCCAUACACGACGUGGACCACCCCGGGGUCUCCAACCAGUUCCUCAUCAACACCAAUUCGGAGCUGGCGCUCAUGUACAAUGACGAGUCGGUGCUGGAGAACCACCACCUGGCCGUGGGUUUCAAGCUGCUGCAGCAGGACAACUGUGACAUCUUCCAGAACCUCAGCAAACGCCAGCGGCAGAGCCUGCGCAAGAUGGUCAUCGACAUGGUGCUGGCCACCGACAUGUCCAAGCACAUGACCCUCCUAGCUGACCUGAAGACCAUGGUAGAAACCAAGAAAGUGACCAGCUCAGGGGUCCUUCUGCUGGACAACUACUCCGACCGCAUCCAGGUCCUGAGGAACAUGGUGCACUGUGCGGACCUCAGCAACCCCACCAAGCCGCUGGACCUGUACCGCCAGUGGACAGACCGCAUCAUGGCCGAGUUCUUCCAGCAGGGCGACCGCGAGCGGGAGCGCGGCAUGGAGAUCAGCCCCAUGUGCGACAAGCACACAGCCUCGGUGGAGAAGUCUCAGGUGGGGUUCAUCGACUAUAUUGUGCACCCGCUGUGGGAGACAUGGGCCGACUUGGUCCACCCGGACGCCCAGGAGAUCCUAGACACCCUGGAAGACAACCGGGACUGGUACUACAGCGCCAUGCGGCAGAGCCCGUCGCCGCCGCUCGAGGAGGAGCCGGAGGGGCCGGACCACCCAACGCCCCCUGAUAAGUUCCAGUUCGAGCUGACGCUGGAUGAAGAGGAGGAGGAGGCGGCGUCCUCUGCCCUGGGUGCAGUUGAGGUGCAGGAAUUAUUCAUGGCUCAGCAUGCAUCCCCAGCGGAGGAACCGUUGGAUGUCGAUGGCCAAGACGCAUCCACCGAGGUGGACGGAGAGGAAAUGCCCUUGGCACAGCCAGCAGACAGUGUGCCUGUGGGCCAGGACGAGUCCGCAUCCCCAGAUGCGUCGGUGGAUGCCAUGGGCUGCAGCAGCCCCCACGCCCUGUCUCCGGAGAGGCCCGCUCUGCCUGCCUUGAGGACCCCACCCACUCCAGAGGCUGCCCCGGGCCUCCUGGGCCUCCCCUCCAUGGCAGCCGAGGUGGGGGCCCAGAAAGAGCAUCAGGCUGCCAAGAGGGCGUGCUGUGCCUGCACUGGGACAUUGGGCGAGGACCCACACACACUCCCAGCCCCUGGUGGGUGGGGGUCUGCUGGAGGCCCUACCUGAGCCUCAGCCUCUACACCCUCUUACCCUUCCUGCCUC